AUGUUACAAGAUAUCUCUUUGUCUGAUUUUAUUAGGACAUGCGAGAUGUAUGCCAUUGUUGAAGAUAGAGAAAAUAAUAAUUUUAUCACAUCCAACUAUAUCCUUGAACCAAUAAUUAAAUGCUUUCUAAAUAAAUUAAAUGAUAAUGAUAAAUAAUUGGCUAUAAAGUAUUUAAUGCAGUACUUUCCCACAAACUCAACUCUUAUUCAAAUGAAAAAAGAAUUAGAUGGGUCAAAAAGUUUAAUAAAUAAGAUUAAUUAUUUUAAUGAUUAUGGACUAAAAAAGAACCAGAAAAUCUACGAAUUAAAUGUGAAAUUAAACAUUAUUCGAUUGGAUGAAGAUUUUCAUAAAUUAAUGGAGCUAUGUGAGAAAAAAGAAUUUUUAGAAUACUAAUAGAUUCCUAGUUUAUUUCAUUAAAAGCAACAUAUCUUUUUAAAACUCAGAAAUCAUAGUUUCAAAAUUAUUGAUUUGAUAGAAUAAUGUUAAAAUUCCUCAUUUCAGUUAAAUUCAACAAUUUUAAGCCAUUUAAUUUUCUUUUUCUAUACUCCUGAAAAAUUAUAAAUUACAACUAGAGAAAAGCAUGAAUUAUUUUAAUUAUUAGGAUAAAUCACCUGCUAAUGCUGGAUGUAAUUUGAAUAUCAUAUUUAACAAUUAUAAUUCAAUGAAAAGAACUUAAAUAAAUUAAAAAUCCUUUCAGAAAUUCCAUACAUAUUAUUCCAAAAUGAUUUUUAGAUGUUAACAAAGUAAAUUUAAUAAGUAUUAGAAGGAUUACUAGAUAAAAACGACUAAAUUAUUAAGUUUGAAAUAAUUGAUAAUCUAAUUCAAUAAAGAUUACCAAUCAUUUUUGAACUUUAAGUUAUUUUUUAUCAGAUAUGCUUUUAUUGUAUGGCAAAUUUCAAUUAAUAUUAUGAAAAAUAUAUGAUUGGCAAAAAUAAGGAUGAGAGGUAUAAAGAUCUAAAUAUAUAUAUCUAAUAAAAAAAGUAAAAUAGUUUGCAACAACUUAAUUAAAUUCAAAUUAAAAGUUUUUAAUAAUAUUAGGAUUAAUAAAUGGAAAUAAAAAAUGAACUGAAAAUAUUGGAUGGCCAAUCAAUUGAUAAGGUGUUGUCAUUAAUGAUUGAAGAUGAUUUUCAUUAUCUUAAUAAAAGAUAGCAUAUUAUAAAUUUGAGAGAAUAAAAUGAUUAAAAUGCAAAAAUAUUCAAUUUGCUUACAGAAAUACCUGUAGAGGAUAAACGAAAAGUAGCUAAUUUUUUAAGGAUAGUACAACAUAAAAAUUUAAUCGAUGUUACAUUAGAAUUGUAAUCAGAAAGUAAAACAUAUCCAAAUUAAGAAAUAGAAUUUAUUUUCAGAAUAGUAGUAGAAAUUAAAAAUCAAGACUUUACGUAAUUUUUAAUUCUUAAGUAAGCUUUAAAGGGGAAUAAUAUUAAAGCAUCAGAAAUAGAAAACUAUUUAAAAAUAUCAUAGUAUAAUGAAAAUAUGGAAUUGGAUAAAUAAAUUUAAUUACUAAAAGAUUUUUCAGAUGUUCAUUGGCAUUUAGUAAAAUAAAAUUAAAUUUAAUACAUCAUUUGUAAUUUUUUAAUUAAACAAUAUUUCUAAUCUCACUUGUAGAACUUAUCAUUAUAAAUCCUUGAAUUUUUGAGAAAACUUCUUGAUAAAAAUGAAGCAAUUCAAUAGUAGAAUGAGUUGACUCAAUUUUUUUCUUUGAUGUUUUCUUGUUUAGAAGAUAAGCAAAUUAAUCAAUUUAUUGGUAUCAAUAGAUCUAAUUUGAUUUUAUAUGAUGAUUAUAUGAAUUCUGUCGAAACAUUAUUUUAUGUAAUCAACGAAAUAAAGGAUGAAGAGAAAUAAUAAUUUAUGUCUAAUCUAGAAAAAGUAUUCGAAUUUCAUUAAAUAUACACUUUGGAUUUGUUUUUUGAAUUAUAAAAAGAUAAAGUUGGUUUGGAAUACAUAAAGAAGGUUUAUAAAUUGAUUUAUUGUUGGUAAUUACACGAAUUAUAAGAACUGAAAAAGAAUGCUGAAAAGUUUUAUAGGCUAGAUGCAAAUUAAUAUAAACAAGUAUUCUAAAGAAUAAAUUACUUUAACAACGAAUAGUUGAAUCCUGAAAAAUUAGAGUUGUUAGUAAAAAGUGACAUUUAUCCAAGAAAUCUAAAUGUUUCAUUAGAAGAAUUUAAUAUUUCUUUAACUCUAUUAAGUAAAGCAGAACAAUAAGAUUUAGUAAAGAAUUGGAUUAAUGAUGUGAAGGAUUCUAGUAAUUUUAAAAAAUUAAUACCAUUCUUUUUUAACAUUAUAAAAAGAGGAGAAUCAUCUAAAACAUUCUUAUCAAUUAUUAAUUAGCAAAUAAAAAGUAAAAAAGAGCUGUAAGAAAAAUAUAGUUAUUUUAAUUAAAAGUCUAUGUUUUAAAUCUUCUAUACUAAUGCAAAUGAUGAAUUAAAAGUUAUGCUUCUAAAACUUAUGAGCAAAUAACAUCCAAUUCCAUUAUUAUACAGAACUCCAUAUAAUGCUGAGACUGGAGUUUUAGAGAAAUUGACAUUUAAUAUAAACAUAUUUUAUGUUUUCUAAGAAAACUUUCCAAUAAUCAAUUUAAGUUUAGAUCAAAGACAAUAAAGAAUAGGGAAAACAGAAUUAAUUAAUAAAAUAUUUUUUUAAUAAGAUAAAUUUGAAAUUUAAGACAGCAAUUAAUUGAAUAAUUAAACAAUUGAUAUUAUGUAUGAUUUUGAAUUUAGUGGGUCCAGAAACUUGUCAGUAGCUGAUGCUCAUAAUUUUAUUCCUUUUGAAACUUUAGAUGAUAUAUUACCAAUGUUUAAAUUAUGGAUUAUUUAAUUAAAUACUGAAAAAGAAAUUGAAAUGACCAUAUAAAAUUUAUUAAAAUUAUAAUCUUUUUAAAUUAAAGAAAAAAUAGUUUGCUUUUUGAUUAGAAAUUCAUGUCAAGGUUUGGAUGAAAACUAGAUUAAAUUAUUAUAGGCAUAAAAUAUAGAAUUUAAGUAAAUAAUAGAUUUGUCAAACAAAGAUUUAAAUAAAUAAAUGAAAGAUGAUGAAAUUGAGUAAGUAUCUAAGUUUUUGUAUGAUAUAAUUAAUCAAAAUAGAUAAAACCUCACUUUAAGUUAAGAUCAAUAUUUUAAUCUUAUUUGUUAAAUGAAGUAACAAGAUCUGGAAUAAACUAAGGAAAUGAGGUUGGCAUAGAAAUUGUUUUCAGAUUUUGAAACAGAAUUAGAAGAUUAAAUGACACAUAAAUGGGGUUUCUACAAUAAAAACGCUUUUCCUUUAAGAAGUAUUGAAUGGUAAAUUAAAUAGCAAAAAGAUGAAUAUGUUAGAAUUGAUUAGAAUAAGGAAGAUCCAAAAAGACAAGAAAAUUUACAAAUAAUUAGUCAAAAUAUCAAUCAAUUAUAAUCUUAGAUAAAAUUAUAAUAGCAAACAAAAAUAAUCUCCAAAUUUUGCAAAUUAUUAAAAUCGCCUAACUAUUACAUAUUGUAUCUUCAUUUUGUGGAUAAAAUUAGAAAAUUUAAUGAAAAAAAUACGUUUGAAUUAUAGGCUAAAAAUUAAAAUUUAAAUGAGGAGAUUCAACAAUUAAAAAAGGAUAGAGAUUCUCUUAAAUAAAAAGGAGCGACAACUGAAUAAAUAGAGUAAAGAGAAAAAAAAUAAAAAUAAAUUAAUGAAAAUGUUCUUAAAUUAAAAUAAAAUUCUGAAAUAAUAUCUAAGAGAAAUAUUGGAAUUGAAUUAUUUUGGAGAGAAAUCAUAGCAUAACUAGAAUAAUGUCCUGAUUCAUCCAUCGAUAUUGAUCCUGCAAAAAUUAUUAAGGAAAUGAUUUCAAAAGGAGAACCAUAUGAAUUUUUAGAUGGGGAUUAAUUAAGAAUUGAUUAAUCCUUUUUAAUGAAACUUAUUUCUAAUUUUAAAGAAUAAGGAUAAGAAAAGAUUUUAGUCAUAAGUGUUUUAGGACCAUAAAGUUCUGGUAAAUCAACAAUUUUAAAUAAAAUAUUUGGAUGCCAUUUUUGGACUAGCGUUGGAAGAUGUACAAAAGGAAUAUAUUUAUAAUUGUUAAAAAUACAUAAUAAAGCAUUGUUUAAUAAUUAAUUUGAUUACAUUAUUAUACUAGAUACUGAAGGACUUUAGAGUCCAAAUCAAGAGGAUUUAGAAUUUGAUAAAAAAAUAGCACUUUUUGUUUUGUCGAUAAGUGAUAUUAUUCUAGUGAAUGUUAAAGGUGAUAUAACCAGAGAGUUUAGAUCAUUGGUUGAAAUGUGUAUAUUUACUUUAGGAUGAAUGAAAAGCUUUACAAGUUCAAAAUAAAUUACUUGGUGUUUUAAUUAAAAUAAUGAUGUCAAUAAUUACGCGCCCUUUUUAGCCUAAUUAUAAUCUAUUGCCACAAGUUUGAAUUUGGAAUUUGGCAAUUAAAAAGAUGAAGAAGAACCUAUUGAUUAUAAUGAAAUUCUUGGUAUUACUUAAGGUAAUAUAAAAAUUUUGGGAUUUGCAUCUACUGAAAAAUUAUGGAAAAAGAAUGAAAGUGAUGGAAUUUAUGCAAAUUGGCGAUAAUUAAUUCUUAAUGGAACGUUCUCAGAAGAGGCAUAUGAAUAUGGAAUUAAUUAAAUAAGAGCAUAUGUUGAUAAAUUUGGAAAAGGAGAUGAUAAAGGGAAAGAAAUGGAAAAUUUAAAAUAUUUUAUCCAAAAGAUAGAAACAACCUGGAAAAGUAUAGACAGUUUACCUGAUUUGUUAGAAUUUUCUGAAUUGAUACAACAUUAAUAAAAUCAAUUUAUGAGGCAACAGUUUACUGACAUUAUGGGUCAAUAAUGGUUUCCUCAUCAAAAGGAUUUUAUCAAAAAAAUAUAAGAGAGUAUUUAAGACAAUAAUUAAAAAUUAUCACUUGAAAUAUUAACUACUAUUGAGAGAUAAUAAAUAACAAGGAUGAGAGGAGAAUUUGAUUAAAUAAGGAUUGAAGUUAUUGAAAGAUUAACAUCUAUCAAAAAUGAAAAAAAAAUUUCCAAAAGGGUUUUUACCAAAUAUGUUAAUAUGAUCAAAGAUAGAAUUAAUAGUGAAAUAUUAGCGUGUAGUUUGAUAAUAUAUUCAGAAAUUAAAGCUUAAGAAACUCAUUUAUAAAAGUUAAAGGGAUUUAUUUAAAUUGAUUAUUUCAUUUAAGGUUUACUCUAAAAGGAAGAAGAAUUAUAAGAAUAUAAGAAAGAUGAAAAUAAAAUAUAAAAUAAGUUUAAUGAAAUCUGGGGUUAAAUCUUAAAUCACCAUACCCAAUAAUAAGAAUAAAUGUUUAAAAAUUAUUGUGAUUAACUUUUUCAAACAAUACAAUCAGAAUUCUCAAAAUAUUAAUUAAAAACAACUAAUGAACCUAAAUAUAAAGACGAGUAUCAUAAACAAUUAAUAAAAAAUCCGCCAUUAGUUGAAAACUUUUUAACAGCAAUACAAAUUUUAAAUCCAGAAUUACAAUCCCAACAAUUUAUGGUGGUUGAAAAAUCUAAUAAAAACUAUCAAUUUUAUGAAAAAUUUCUUUAGAGUGUUCCUAAUAAAGUUUAAAAAGUUAAUUCUUAAUACAUUCUAUAAAUAAAUAAAUAUUACUCUUAAAAAAUUGAAAUAUAAUGGAUAAAAAAGAAUGAUUUUGAGAAUUAUAUGAAAACAGAAAUGAAUGAUGAUCUUAAAUAAUAUUAUCAUUAUAAUAAAAAAGAUGAAAAGUAUGCUAUUAAAAACUUUUUAUCUUAAUUCACUAUUUUUGGUUAUGAAAUAGAUGAUGAAUAGGUCGAUGAAAUUUAUAAAAUUUCAACCUCGUGGUUUAAGUCUGAUAUAUCAAAGUCUCUUAUUUAAUGCUUUAAGCACCAUCAGAGAGAGUAUUAUAACGACACUUAAUAUUAGAUUUCAAUUACUUCCAUAAAAAAAAAUUGUAGAGGAUUUGCAAAACAUCUGACUAAAAAGGAAUGGAUAACCUCCUUAUCUGACAAUUUAGAAAAUUUAAUUCAAUCUUAAGAUCAAGGUGAUAAUUUUUUAGUUUAAAUUUAAGAAUAACUGAUAGUAGGGGGAGAUGUUGAAAAUUUUGAUAUUGAACUUAACUCUGUCCCAUUAAAUGCAUCAAAAACCUACUCAUAAAUACCAACAACUUAUCUUGGUGUAAGCUCCCUUUAAACCACUAAUUUAUUGACUUCUACAAAAUCAUAAAUCAGCACAUAAGGCAGUUAUUACUAAAAAUAAGAAAUCAUAAAAGAUAUUUUUCAGUAUAUUUUAAAUCCAUAAUAGUAAAAUUUUAAAUAAAGUCAAUUUAAGAAUAAUGUUGUAAAAGUUGUUUAAUAGUUAAUGAAUUAAAAAAAUAAUGAAGGCUGGAAUAAAAUGUAUGGAGAGAUACAUUAGAUGAUACUUGAUGAAAUUAUAGAAAAAAAGAAUAAUGUUUAAAAAUAUGAGAACAUCAAAGUUAAUUAAUACAGUUACUGUUUAAUUAAAAGAAUAAUGUAAAAAAUUGAAGCUUAAAUUAAAGAAUUUAAUUUGUAAUUUUCUGAUUUUGGAGUUAUUUUAAAUGAGAUAGGAGAGAGGUGUCUAUAUUAUUUUGCUAUUUUCACAAUCUGGAGGAUAUUAUGUUUUGGAUAAUAUCAAGCAACAGAAAGUAAUAUCAAAGAAUUAAAAGAUUAGACUGAAGAAUAAUAUAUUAAAUUUAAGGUUGAUAUUUAAUAAAAUAAGAAAGAAUAAAGUAAAAUUCGAGGGUAAACCUAAGCUUAAGAAAUAAUCAAUUAAGUAAUUUAAUGGCUUUAUAAAUAAUACUGUGAUGAAGCUUCAGAAAUGAUAUCCAAUUAUAGUAAAGAAUCAAGUUUUGAUUUAAUGAAAAAACUUGACAAAGAUAUUCUAGAAAGAUCAGAUAAAAGCAUUACAGAUGUUUAAAUUAUUGAAUAUAUCAGAAAUCAAUCUAAAUAUAUUGAAAAAUAUGUUAAGGACAAAAUUUCUAACAUUAAAAUAGAAAUCUCAACUAAGUUAACAGAUCGAUUAAAACAGGAUUUAAAGGCCCACCUAUAAAAAGUGAAUGCUAAUACAAAAAAUUUACUUAAUUUUGUUUUCGAUGAUUCAAAGGCUUAAGACUAUUUUAAAACAUUGGCCAAUCCUAAUGAAGCACCAGAAUUAUUAUAUAAAAUUGUUUUAAGCUGCCUUUAAGGAUAGGUUUAAUAGAACUUACUAGAAUCUAUCAAAGAAGAUAAAAGAGAUGCAUUCUAAACUUAAGAUUUUCAUAUCUUCGAUUAUCCAUUAUGUGUGGCAAUUUAAAAAUCAGAUUAGGAAAUAUAAAUACUAAAAGAUUUUUUAUUAGCUUUUGAAAAAAGAAUUAAAGUUGGAAUUUAAAGUAUAGACACGUUACAGAUUGAAUUUGAAAAGCUAAAGGUUUAAGCUGAUUUAGAUGGAUUAUAACUUAAAUAAAUAGGAUGUUUAGAAUUCUGUCCUAUUUGUAAAAGGAAAUGUGAUGAAGAAAUUGAUGAUAGCAAUCAUAAGCAUUAAUGUAAAAAUGGUCAUUAUUUAAGAGGUAUUUAUAAAUUAUUAAUACCAUAGGUAUGAGUGGAGUUGUAAUUGGUUGUCAUCCUUCGCUAUAUACUUGUGAGGAAAUACAAGAUGAUUUUUAAAUUAAAGAAUUGGAGACAUAGAACAUAAAGUUAUGGAAAGAAAUUAAAUAGAUUUAUAAUACUUGGUUAUUUUCUUGUCUGACUAAGGAUGAGUUAAAGUAAUUGAAAGAGAAGUUUAUGAAGAUUUGGAAUCAAAAUAUUGGACAAAUGAUUUGUAAAAGAUUAACAGAAGAAUUAAACAAAGAUAUAUUUUAUAUACCAAAGUAAGAAGUUGAGUUAGGAGCAAAUUCAGGAAUUCAAAAGACAAGUCAUUUCAUACUAAUGUUGGAUGACUCUUCUUCUAUGGAAGGAAGACCUUUUGAAUCUGCGAAAUAAGGCUUGGUGUCAUUUCUUUAUGAGAUUUAAAAGAAUCCUAAUUCAAGAGUUACUAUUAUUAUUUUCAAUAAAUCGGCUAGAUGUAUAGUUGAUUACUAAGCGCCUAAACCCUAAACUUUACAAUCUUUAAUAAUAUUUUAAGGUGGAGGGACAGACUUUGAUUAAGCGUUUUUGCUUGCUUAUGAGAAAAUUUCUCUAAGAACAGAUUUUCAUAAUUUCGAAUCGUAAAUUUAUUAAUUUAUGUUAGCCAUUCAAUAUUUUUUUACACUGAUGGAGGUGCUCAUUAUCCUAAUUAAGCGAUGGGCAAAUUUAGUUAACUUCCAAUUGAUAAACGAUAAAAAAUAGAGUUAAUUGCUUGUUCUGAAGAGUCAUCUCCUAGCACAUUACUCAAGGUUGUAGAUUUUUUUUAAUAACACUUUGGGUCUGCAAAAUUAAGAGCUUCUAUGUAACCUGAAAAAAUUGCUUAAGUUUGGAUUGAAGAAGUUAACAAGUUAAUCAAAUGUGAGAAAGAUUGUUGA
Molecule: messenger RNA, 8407 nt
Organism: Paramecium octaurelia
Lineage: Eukaryota; Ciliophora; Oligohymenophorea; Peniculida; Parameciidae
Source: the annotation of a GenBank genome assembly